This is a messenger RNA of Oryza sativa Japonica Group (Japanese rice), 1200 nucleotides long. Its product is annotated as GEM-like protein 1. Lineage: Eukaryota; Viridiplantae; Streptophyta; Magnoliopsida; Poales; Poaceae. The record is from RefSeq and is a predicted model, not a curated record.
GGAGACAGGCAGUCACGAUAUCCUCGAAAAGAAAAAAAGGGGAGAAAAGAAAAAAAAGGCAACCACCUGAAGCGUCCGUUGGGUCCAGGAAUUACGUCGAGCACGACGCGGCGCCCAGCUGUACCGUCUGACCAGUAGGCCCCACCUCCCCGCCGUCGACAUGCACCCGCCGGCCGCCGCCGGAGGAGACCACGCCACGGCGGCGCCGGCCCCCGCGACCGGCGCAGCCGCAGCAACAGCGUCGGACUACGCGCACUACCCGAGGCUCUCGCCGGAGGACGUGGCCCCGCCCCCCCCUCCGUCCUACCACGCUGCCGCCUCCUCCGCGCCGCCCUACUCGGGCAACCCCUACGUCUCCUCACCCGCCGGCGGCGUCGCGCCCGCCUCCAAGAAUACAAUGGAUACGGUGAAGGAUGUUCUCGGCAAGAUGGGGAAGAGGUUUGGAGAGGCGGCUCGCAAGACGGAGACCCUCACCGGCAACUUCUGGCAACACUUGAAAACUGGACCAAGCAUUACAGAUGCAGCAAUGGGCAGGGUUUCCCAGAUCACCAAAGUCAUAGCAGAAGGUGGAUAUGAUAAAAUCUUCCAUCAAACAUUUGAUGUCCUCCCUGACGAGAAACUGAAGAAACCAUAUGCAUGUUAUCUGUCAACCUCUGCUGGUCCUGUCAUGGGUGUGCUAUACCUGUCCAAUAAAAAGCUGGCAUUCUGUAGCGAUAAUCCACUUGCUUACAAGGUUGGAGACAAAGAUGAGUGGAGCUACUAUAAGGUUGUCAUUCCCCACACCCAACUGAGAUCAGUGAAUCCUUCAACGAGCAGAACAAAUGCAUCUGAGAAAUACAUCCAGGUGGUUUCCGUUGAUAAUCAUGAGUUCUGGUUCAUGGGCUUCGUGUACUAUGACAGCGCCGUAAAGAAUCUGCAGGAAGCACUUCAGGAGGCUCAGAAUCUACGAGCUUAGUGAUGUCCAUAGAUUGGGGAUAGCAAGCCCAACAUAUUACAGUUUGUGAUAUACUCUGUGUUUCAUCAAAUUGGCAGUCGUCUGUAUUUUGUUGGAUAGGUGUUGGCAUUUCUUGCAAUGUGUACCGACUUGAAACGGUUUUUGAUAUGUGACAUCAUGAUCUCUCGAUAGUUACUCUCUGUUGUUGUCCGACUGGAUUUCAUUUGGCUUCCUGCAAUAUCAAACGAGUGUCUGUUCUGACGUUC